AAGAGAACGGAGGAGAGAGGAAGGAAGGAUGGAGGGAAAGAAAGGAAAGGAAGAGGGAGAUGGAGGAAGAAAGGAGAGAGGAAGGAAGGAAGGAACAGAGGGAAGGCAAGGGAAAGUGGGGCACACAGACACUUCUCCCAUCCUCUGCUGGUGACGUGGGGCUGACACUCGUCUGGGUCUCUGCAGCUGCCCCCCCCCUCCUCCUCCUCCUCGCUCAGCUGGCCGAAGGGCUUCUGGGGCCAGUGGGAGAGGCCCGGCUACCAUUGGAUGCUCCGGCAACCCAUGGCCAGGCUGCGAGUGACGGAGCGCGCAGGGGGGGGGGUGGGCAGCGGAGGAGGGCUCCGUCCUGGCUCCCCUCCCCUCCUCGGCCGGGAGCAACGGGCGAGGAGGGCCCACUGGAGCAGCUCCACCGAGGAGGAAGCCCAGAUCCUGCCCUGUCCCAGCCAUGGAGGCACCUCUGUGCAGCACAAGAGGGGAGACUUAACAGGCAGCCCCUCUGCAAACCCCCCCACCCCCAGAGGAGACGAAGGAGGGGGCUGGAUUUGAAGCCCACAUCAUGCAGCUCGGCCUCGCCAGGCCACGCUAGCCUCCCCACAAAGACGGGGGUCCAAGCCGUGGGAAUCAAAAAGCUCGAUCUAGACAGAGCCCACUUCAUAACGCCAGUUUGGCAGAGGGCGGCGAGGUCAACACGGCGCAAAGUGUCCUAAAUGCCAGGAUCUGAAAGGACGCCGGGAUUUGUAACACAGACCUUCCCAAAGGGUGGCCAGCCCCAAAUCCGGUGGGCGUUGAACAAUUUUGAGGGGGCUUUUCAGGAGCUGAGUGGUUGGACCCCCACAGCAAAGCAGAAGCUGGUUUAUUUGUCUCAUCCACAAAAGCAAUUUGUAAUUACAGUACACACCUUCCAGCCCUCUUAUCUCUGGGAACCGGCUGGGGAAGGAACGAGGACAGAAACCCCAGGAAAGUGUGGGAGACAGAGAGAGAGAGAGAUGACCUCUUCCCAGCCCCCCAAAAGGGCAUCACUAGGGAGCGAGGGGGACGGGGAAGAUGCCGGAGAAGCCUUUGAAUUUGAAGACAGCGAAGAGGAUGACGCCACCCGCCUUGUGGUGAGCAAUGCCAGGACGGAGCUGGGCAUCAAGGGGGCACUGCAGGACCCUCCCCCCAGGCGAAGGUCCAGCAUCAGUGAUGACUUGGAGCCAUUGGGCCAGUGGGAUGCAGAGGAGGCACUCCUGGAGGAUCGGGUCCCUUUGACCACCUCCGAUUCCAGCAUCCACCUUGAUUGCCGAGAUCCGCAGUCCCAGGCUGAAUUGGCGGGCCCUGUGAGCAAUGGAGAUUUUUCUCAGACGGGGACACGAAUCUACAGCUGGAAGCGAAGACAUUCAUCUCAAGGUGAUCAGUUUACUUUCCCCUCUGCAGACGAUGAAGUGAUUUACGACGAUGUUCCUUGCGAGAAAUUGGAUUUACAGCAGUGUGAUUCAGAGAGAAGCUUAAUUUAUGAAGACGUCCCGCAGGCCCACAAGCCCACCUCACAAGAGCCCGAUGACCUAGGCUGGAGCUCCAGCGAAUUCGAAAGCUACAGCGACGAUUCGGCGGACGAAAGCAAGGCCGAUGUGGUCCAGGCCAGGCCCAAAAGUUCCUUCCAGCCCAAGCUUUCUCCCGACCUUCACAGGCUAAAAGAGAGAUGCUCCAGGACUAAGAGGGAGAUCCUGGCUUUGAAAGUCGGGGGCAGAGAGAUGCAACAACUGAAGCAAAGAUACGAUUGUAAGAUGACCCAGCUCAUGAAAGCAGCGAAAAGCGGCACCAAGGAUGGUUUGGAAAAGACCAAAAUUGCGGUGAUGCGAACUUUUCUGCAUAAGAAAGAUAUUCCAGCUGCGGAUGGAGAGCCAAGCACUGGGGUCUCUGGACCGGAAAGGAAGCGGUCUCUCUCCUGGACCGGGGACAUUGCCGUGGUCCGUAGCUUCUCCGCAGAGAGAGGGGACUCGGAAGAAGAAGACCUGGGUUUCCUGGAGGUCCCCGUUUCAGAUGCCAAACAGCUGCCAGAGUUGGGGCCGAUGCCCGAAGGGUUAAGCCCUCAACAGGUCAUACGUCGUCACAUCCUGGGCUCCAUUGUCCAGAGCGAGAGAAGCUACGUGGACUCGCUGAGGCGCAUUUUACAGGAUUACAGGAACCCCUUGAUGGAGAUGGAGCCCAAAGUCCUUAGUGCCAGGAAAUGCCAAGUGGUCUUCUUCCGGGUCAAAGAGAUCCUCCAGUGCCACUCCAUGUUCCAAAUCGCCUUGUCUUCACGGGUGGUUGAAUGGGACUCCAUGGAGAAGAUCGGUGACCUCUUUGUGGCCUCGUUCUCCAAGUCCAUGGUCUUGGAUGUAUACAGUGAAUAUGUCAACAACUUCACCAGUGCCAUGUCCUUAAUCAAGAAGGCCUGCUUGACCAAACCGGCUUUCUUGGAGUUCCUCAAGAAGAAACAGAUGGCCAGCCUUGACCGCGUCACCCUCUAUGGCUUGAUGGUGAAGCCCAUUCAGAGAUUCCCCCAGUUUAUCCUUCUGCUCCUGGAUAUGCUGAAGAACACCCCCAAAGGACACGCUGACCGGUUGUCCCUCCAGCUCGCCCUCACAGAACUGGAGACCUUGGCGGAGAAGCUGAACGAGCAGAAGAGGUUGGCCGACCAGGUGACUGAGAUCCAGCAACUGACCAAGAGCAUCAGUGACCGCAGCCAUCUUCAUAAGUUGUUAAAUUCGGGGCAACGGCAGCUGUUAUUUUGCGAGACCCUAACCGAGACCGUUUACAGCGACCGAGGUCAACUAAUCAAAUCCAAGGAGCGCAAGGUGUUUCUUUUGAACGACGUGCUGGUGUGCGCCAACAUCAACUUCAAGCCCGUGAACACCGGGGGGCAGCUAGAGAUCAGCAGUCUGGUCCCUUUGGGGCCCAAGUAUAUCGUGAAGUGGAAUGCAGCCUUGCCCCAGGUUCAGGUGCUAGAAGUGGGGCAGGAGUGCAGCGCCAAGGAGAAAGACGGCAUUGCCAUCCCGAACGUGGGCUCCAGGAAACCGGCGCCACCCAGCCAGUCUGCCCAUAAUAAAGUUUAUCUGGGACCCCCUCGCCUGUUUCAGGAGCUGCAGGAUCUGCAGAAGGACCUGGCUGUCGUAGAGCAGAUCACUCUUUUAAUCAGCACCCUCCACGGCACCUACCAGAACCUGAACAUGACUGUGGCCCAGGACUGGUGCUUAGCUCUGCAGAGGAUGAUGAGGGUGAAGGAGGAAGAGAUCCACUCGGCCAACAAAUGCCGUCUCCGUCUCUUACUUCCUGGGAAACCCGACAAGGCCGGCCGUCCAGUGAGCGUCAUGGUGGUCUUCAUCACCCCGAACCCCCUCAGCAAAAUUUCCUGGGUGAAUUAUUUGCACUUGGCCAAAAUCGCUCUCCGGGAAGAAAACCAGCCUGGAUGGGUCUGCCCUGAAGAAGACAAGAAGAGCAAAGCUGCUUUCUGGUGUCCCAUUUUGGUCUGUCAUAUCCCUGCCUUCUCCUCCAGGGCCCUCGACCUGCAGCUGGGGGCGGCUGUGCACAGCCCGGUCCAGUCUCCCUUGCUGGGAUUUUCCGCCAUCAGCACUUCUCUGCCACAGGGGUAUCUUUGGGUUGGAGGAGGUCAGGAGGGGGCUGGGGGCCACGUGGAGAUAUUUUCCCUGAACCGGUCGGUGCCUCGCACGGUCAGGUCCUUCCAGGUGGCCUCCCGGGUCCUCUGCCUGGAAUACAUCCCCGAAAGGGUCGAAGAGGAACGAGCGGAGGAGACUCAAACCCCGGCUGACCAGCCAUUCCCACCUCAGCCCGCCCUCUGCCUCGGCCUGCAAGACGGCAGCAUCCUGGCCUAUGGCAGCCUGGACACAGGGGCCCAGUGUUUGCUGACCAGCCGGACCCCUGGAGCCCAUCCGGUCCUCUGCCUGAAGCACAACGCCGACUACCUCUUUGCCGGCCUGCAGAAUGGGACGGUGGCGGUGUACGCCAGGAUCCAUGGAGGACUGUGGGAUGCCGAAGCUGAACCCACCUGCCUGGCGGUGGGGCUGGCCCCAGUGCGGACGCUGCUCACCUUGGAUGACGCCGUGUGGGCCAGCUGUGGCAAUCAAGUCACCGUCUUUGAUGCCCUCAGCCUGAAGGCUCAGGUGGGUGUCUCUCCAGGUGUGUUUCGAUUUAGUUCGGAAACAGCAGUUCCACUGAUUAAUU
Crotalus tigris (Tiger rattlesnake) is the source of this 4200-nucleotide messenger RNA. RefSeq names its product Rho guanine nucleotide exchange factor 10 like (gene ARHGEF10L). The record is from RefSeq and is a predicted model, not a curated record. Gene Ontology annotation, biological process: positive regulation of stress fiber assembly; SREBP signaling pathway; actin cytoskeleton organization. Gene Ontology annotation, cellular component: cytosol. Gene Ontology annotation, molecular function: guanyl-nucleotide exchange factor activity; protein binding. The annotation marks the transcript as partial. NCBI's taxonomy places the organism in Eukaryota, Metazoa, Chordata, Lepidosauria, Squamata, Viperidae. The transcript is spliced from 29 exons.